Molecule: messenger RNA, 1321 nt
Organism: Trematosphaeria pertusa
Lineage: Eukaryota; Fungi; Ascomycota; Dothideomycetes; Pleosporales; Trematosphaeriaceae
Exons: 2
Coding region: 150-1226 (358 amino acids)
Source: RefSeq, a predicted model, not a curated record
GAGACAGUGAAAGGGCGCAGGGAAGGCGUAACGGUCCAUGCCGUCGAGACGCAGGUACGUGCGGACCUCGCUUUCCUAGUACUUAAAGCCCCCGCCACCCACCCUUCUGUCUCCCUCUCCCCACAUUACCGCGAGACCGCAACAUCACCAUGACUUUGGGAACGUCGCCAUUGCUCCUGCUCCCACGGGAGUUGCGCGAUGAAGUCUACUUCUGCCUCUUCAAUGCCACCUGCCUGAGCUUCAGUUUGCGGCCAAUAAAACCCGAGAACGACCGCCAGCUGAAAGCACUCAAGCCUGCGGCGGAUUCCCUCGCGAUCCUGCAAACAUGCCGUCAAAUCCACGCAGAGGCUCGCAGCGCCUGGCUCGAUCGCGUUAACUUCAGCUUUGACUCGCCGGGAGCCUUCAUGAAGAAGCUAUCAACGCUCUCCGCUGAUUUCAUUGGCGGGAUGCGCCAUAUGCGGAUAUUUCUUCACUACGGAGAGUUCAAGAUGACCGAUGGCGUUCCGGCCAUAUACUUCUUACCCACGAUGUUCCGGCUGUUUCCGGCUUUGCGCCUUGAUGCCCUAACUGUCAUUCAUGCUUGCAUCUGUAAGGUUGUCUCAAUCAGGCUACUUGAGCUGUUCCUACGGAGCGGACAGGGUUGGCGCGAACUCCGUUUUCUCGCCCAUAGGUCAGCCCCGCUCCGUUACAUUAUCGAGGAGGAUGAGAACCCACACGACGUGGAAUUCACUGACUAUCCCCACUGGAAAUAUGCUUGCACCGGCAGUACCCUCAAGCGAGACGGGAAUCAGUCCGGCUCGUCCGUCCAAAUACUUCGGAGAGGAAUACCACGGUCGUACGGAGAGAUCGUCAAGCUCCUGGACGAAGAGACGGUCGAUCCGAACGAAUUGCAGAUACGCGCUCUAACGAUGCAACGGGAUCUGCCUCAGGAACCCCAGGAAGAUGUAGGCAGGGAGCAGCUAGUCAUCGUCAAGCGCGGUAGAAAUGCCAACAUCUCACCUGACACUGCCUACGAGCAGUUCCGUUGUGAAGCCCUAGGCAAUAUCGUGGCUUUCAAGAAUGAGCAGGGGUGGGAGCAAUUUUUCGAGCGCUGCUAUGAACCAUGCACUGAGUUCUUCGAGCGCGCGGAUGACGAUGACUUCGAUCGAUACGCCGAAAUCGACGAGUUCACCUGGCAACUUGAUGAUUCUCAUCAAAUACAAGUUCUGGUCGCGGAAGACGAGUAAGGAGAUAGAAACUGCGAGGAAAGGAUUGGGGCAUUAACAGGAUGAUUUUUUUUUAAAGAAAAUCGAGGACAUGCAUCUUGGAACGGAUGGUUAGG